UGGCAGCACUUCAAAUUGGUAUUUGCUAGGUGCCUGCCAUUUUGUAGGAUAAAAGGAAGAUAAAAAAUAGUUUUAUGGUGUUAAAAUUAUACAAAACCUCUGUUGCCGUUUUAAAUAGGACCCAAAACAAAUGUUUAAAUGGACGCAUCGUCCAUUAUAACUCAGGUGUCACGGGAUGACGAACAAUUAAACAAUUAUGGAUCCGACAGAGGUGGAUCCCCUGGCGGGCAGGCGAGCGAUGGGGACGUCACGCCGGUGUCGGGCGGGACGCCGCUGGGGAGCAAGAAGUCGGGGGGCAGCGGCGGCUUCCUGCGCUCGCUGCUGUGCUGCUGGCGCGGCGGGCGUGGCAAGGGCCCGCCGGGCGGCGCGGGCGCCAGCGGCGUCGACGGCCGCGCCUCGCCCCCGCUGCUCGUCAUGUCCGACCAUGCCCCACGACCCCUCCUCCCGCCCGUCAGACAUCAGGACAUGCACAAAAAGUGUAUGGUCAUUGAUCUUGAUGAAACCUUAGUGCAUAGCUCGUUCAAGCCGAUCAACAACGCGGACUUCGUGGUGCCGGUCGAGAUCGACGGCGCGGUGCACCAGGUCUAUGUGCUGAAGCGACCUCACGUGGAUGAGUUUCUACGAAGAUGUGGGGAGCUGUAUGAGUGUGUGCUGUUUACGGCCUCCUUGGCGAAGUAUGCCGACCCUGUUGCGGAUCUGUUGGACAGAUGGGGCGUGUUCCGCGCCCGCUUAUUCCGCGACAGCUGCGUGUUCCACCGCGGGAACUACGUGAAGGACCUGAACAGCCUCGGCCGGGACCUGCGCCGCGUCGUCAUCGUGGACAACUCGCCCGCCUCCUACAUAUUCCACCCCGACAACGCGGUACCUGUCGCGUCGUGGUUCGACGACAUGACAGACUCCGAGCUGCUGGACCUGAUACCGUUCUUCGAGAAGCUGAGCAAAGUGGACAGUGUGUACACAGUGCUACGGAACUCGAACCACCCCUACAACCCCACACAGAACAACUCGCCGCCCACAUAGCGCCCGGGCAGUCGUGCCAACCCAACGAACACAUGCCCCGGACGCAGUGAUACCAACCUGACAGAAACAAACACCGGGGGGCCCGUUCCCUUCCUGCAAAAACUGAAAGAGGGAACCCGUUUCGUCAUAAGUGCCAAUUUUGCCUUCUGGAUUGUAAGGACGUUAUUUGUACCUAUUUUACAGUUUAGGUAUUUCUUAGUACGUAAGAGGAAUGUAUGAUUGUUUGUGAUUGUUCUCUCCUAAGCUUGCAGUUUUAAAUGUCUUUAUAUAGACUGUCCUCUUCGUUUUUUUAAACGAUCAGCUCUGUACAUAAUGUGACUCGACACUGAAUUGGAUUUUUUACUCGAUGCCCCGUGCAGUUGGAAGCGCAACAGCGUUUUUUGGCUUUAAAUUUAAAACUAUUCGACAAUUUUAUAUCGUGCUUGGGAUCAAGUAAAGUAAGUUAGGAUAUUACUAAUUCAUUUUAAAAGCGAUGUUUUAUUGAAAUUUUAGUAUUUACUUUCAAUAAUUGUCUUAAAAAAAUAUAUUAUCCCAAUCAAAUUAAUCUGCAAUGUAGUGCGUAGAGUAAAGCGUGAAGCAAUUUUGACGACUUAUGAAUAUAACCGUCUCUUUCACUCGAAUCUUAUCAAACUUUUGUAAGAACGAGAUAUAACUAUGUGUUCCCUUUUUCGUUAACAUUAGUCACCUUAGUAGUGCACUUGUAUGACUUGAUUUGUUACGUGAAAUGUAAGUAUAAGAAAUAUCGACUUUAACACAUAAUCACGAAUUUCGAUGUUCGACUGUAAUGUAAAAUUAAUGGUGUUCAGUACUAGCGAAAAGUGUAAAUAUUUUUUAUAUGACGACGAUUAAAACCUGAAUAAGUGGCGACUGCACAGGAACAAGAGCCAUUUAGUAGUAAUUUAUUUGUGGUAACUUAGAUUUCAAUAGCUUGCACAUGAUAAAGUAUCAUCCAUACUUUAUUUACCUGUAAAUACGUGAAUUUUACUUGUAAAAGGUUAAAAAUAUAAUUAAAUGGCUCACUUUCAGUGUAGUCACAUAUUGUAUACUGACAUCAAAAUCAAGUAUAAAAAAUAUAUUCAAACAUAAAAUUUAAGAUAGUGUACAUAAAGUAAUCUUAAAACAAAAGAGAUUUGAUGUCUGCAAUAAUCAUCUUUAUUUCCUUGGUGUUAAGAUUUCACGUAGCGACUGUUGGCAAUGAACAUCUGUUUUAUCACUGUACAAUGAUGAAGAUAAAACAGUCUAGGCGGUUUAAAAAUAAAUAAGACUUAUUGCUUUAGCAAUAGCCGCGUUUUCACACUUUAUCGAUUUCUCUAAUGUUUUUUGAACUUUAUUAUUGAAAUAGUGACAAUAAUGAGUCGAUCGCAUCAGUGUCAUAUAAGUUAAUUAUUGUUUAAUAACUUAUUAACACAGGUUAGUUAUAAGGGUCUAACAUUUUGAAUAUUUCAUAGUAUAACAUCUCAUCAUAUUCAUAAAAUGGCAUCAUUGUAGAGUACCAUUAUGUAUUGUCUUAAAUAUGAUAUCCAGCUAAAUAUGAAUAGUAGACCCUCAUAGUAUGAGCCUUGGCAUCUUCCCUAUGUAUUACUUACUGUUUAAGUAAAUAAAACCAAUACAUUGUAUGUCAUCUCAGUAUUAAUAUAGAAUUAUAGUAUUUGAUGCCAUAUACACGGAAUAUGUAAACUAGAAUCUGAAACGGUUCGCACUUUUCUAAUCCCAAUAUUUAAAGGAUACUUUUGGAUGACAAGAUUUUUGCUACUGUAGAAAAUGGACACAACAUUUAAAAGGCUAAAUUCAAAAUUAGCACACAACGUAUUUAAGAUUCGAUUUAUAAAAUUAGGUAUAAUUAAUAUUUAAAAUGGUGCUUACAGUAUUAAUUGUUUAAAUUAAGCAUUCUUCAAAAUUUCGAGUACUAACAUAAAGUAACACGCACAUUCGGCUCUAAAACCUGAAAACAAAGAGGGCAGCGGUUGUGAGACUUCGACGGAUGGAAAAAUAAGCAAUACAAAUAUAUGAACCUUAUAAAAUACUGGCAACAUGCAUAAGCCAACCGAUUUAGUUUUAAUUUUAUUUUAUAUUAGUUGCUUAGCAAAAGGUUUAUUGUUUUUCUCUAUGGUUUUUUUUAACAAUUAUCAUUCUUAUCAUUAUUUGGUAAUAGGCUUGUAAAUAAGAUUUUUAUUAACUUAAAACACGAUUUAAUAUUGAUUUAAUUACAUGGAAUCAUAAAUUUCAUAAUAUACACUGUACAUGUUAGCUUGUUAUUUAGUGACUAUUCGGAGUAUCUUCAUACUUCCAUAUUAUUUUAUUAAGUACCGAUACACUAUCGCUAGAUGUUCCCAUAUCAUUUAGGCUAAUCCAUCUAGUACUUCUUCCGAAACUAAAAUUCCGAAUUGCUCGCCAAUCAAUUAUAGUUUUUAUUCCGUAGCACCCAGGGACUAAGUAGCAUUUUCUUUGGAUAUCGAGACCUGCAAGGUUUUCCCACAGACCUUAGUAGACGGCAUUUAUUUAUAAGCAAUUAGUACGUAGAAAUAGAAUGUUAUAGUAAUAUAUACGUUGAGUUCUCUAGCCAUAAGCAUUAUGUUGUUUGAAUUAUGGUGUUUUUAAACAAUAUUUUAACAGUUGACCCGACAUUUAGAAACGUUUGUUAAUAUUGAGCGCAUUGUAGGAACGCAAUAUCUGACUUGAUAGAAUUUGAAAGGAGUAUUGUCAUAUAUGCCUUGGACAUAUACGAAUUGAGCAAUAUUGGAAUUAUAUGAAGGCUUUUCGUUGUAUUAGGUGAUGCAAUAAGGUUGAGUCUUGUCUGAAUCACCUGAUAGAGGCGUUAGUUACCAAACGUUCCUAAAAACUUAAAUAAGAUCUCCCGGUGAUUUUAUUUAAACCUAGAUACAUUUAUAAAUCAAUUUGUUGAUCCGACCUCUAGUUGUUUAGACCUAAUGUACAUUUUGUAGAAAUGCAUUCAAUGUUUAUUGUGUCGAUACAAAAUGUUUUUUUUUACUUAUUUAUCUAACAUCAUUGUAGGUAGAUGCGUUUGGAGUUUGUUGUUAAUGUAUCGUUUGCGAAGUUGAUGUAUUUUUAUAACGUUUUAACAUUGGAGAUUGAAUGCGAGUAUUGGGAUUAACUUUGUAAGCUAAAUUUUUUAAUUACGUUACGAUAACUUUUUCGAUGAGCUUAUAAUUCUGUUACGCAUGUAUGUUAGUUUUACAUUCUAUAAUGUCAUGGUGCGGGUGCCCCAUUUGCUAAUGUUAUCAAUUUGUUAUUAUGUACUACUUAUUAAAUUUACACUAGACAGUGGCAAUGUUUGAAUGUAUGAAUUCUGAAAUGGCAUAACUAACUGAGCUAAAAUAAACAUGCAUCGUUCACAUUCGUCAAUAUUUACAUUAAUCAUAAAGCGGUAUACAUAAUUAUUAUGUGGUAACUUUUUACAACACUCUUUUUAUUUGUCAUUGCGUUAAUAUUCGUUUUUAUAUAGUGAGGGAAUUUGACAGUAGUGCAAUCACUGCAAACUAUUUAUGUGGUUUGGUUUGCUUGCGCAUACGCUUGUAAAUGAAGUACAAAUCUGUUUGGCUUUCCAAUUCUAGGCAGAGAAUGAAGUUAAUAUUAUACAGUCUUCAUGAUGCCCCAAUGAUACCAUCUGUCUUCAGUCAACCAAAAGAGUAGGGUUCAUAUUUCAUGAUGCUAAAUUUAUAGCUACCGAGGAUAACAGUUCUUGUAAACUGGAUGACAAUGAGAGAGUAACAUGUUGGAAAACGUUGACAUACGCAGUGGACUAAGGUCUUUCGGCUAGAAAAUGUCAAUACCCGAAAAACGGUUGUGCUUAUGCUAAACUACAUAUCGUGUAAAAUAUCUUAUUUGUCCUUUUAUUGGGAAUCUUGCCUUUUUAGGAAAACCAAGUGUUAAUAAUUUGUGUUUUCCGUUUAUUUGAGAUGCGGCAAUAAUCUUAGGCGUCUCUUGAUGCUAUAGAGCUGUUUUAAUUUAAUUAUGGGAUAAUUGAAAUUAAAUUUAUGGAUUUUUAUUAUUAUUGUAUACUUAGCCUCCGCUUAGAUCCGUGCAAUAAUCGCUUUCGCUUUAAAUCUAUUAAACAAAAAAGGAAUUUAUAUGAUUUGUAAUUUUGAAUCGUUCAAAGGACAUGAUUGGAAGUUGAAAUACAAUGAAUUGAUACAAUAAUGGUAGUGCAUAGAUUCGUGAUGUAUUGUACAGAAUUGCAUUGUGAGCUCUUGUGGAAACUCAAUUUCCGUACGCUAUUAUAUUUUACUAAUCAGAUCUUAUAUUUCUACUUAGAUACAUUUAGAAUUAACUCUCAUUCUCUUGUAAUAAAGAUAAUUUAUUCAUAUAGAUUUUUAAAAACAAACUGAUGUGUCAGCAUCUUUUUAGCAUACAUAAAGGAAUUGUAAAGCAAAAUAUUUUACCUACAUAUUUAGUUUCCACAAAAGCACUAGACGUUAUUAUGAAGAAUUUGUACCUAACAGACGCUAGACAAGUGAAAGGACUAUAAAUACAUAUAUUUAUGAUGAUGAUGACGUAAUAACCAUGGGGUGACACUCUUGCCAUCCACGAAAAUGCCGAAAUCAAGCAAAAUCAUCCCUUAUUUAUCACUUUCAUAAGGAUUAUGUUGCGUUAUCGUGGAUGGCAAGAAAUUGGUGGCCGCGUAGCUAGGUAACAUUUACCUAUCACGAAAUUUAUAUAGUACGGUGUAAAUUUUUGAUAUGAUGUUGUACAAAAGAGACAUUUGGUAUGUUAUUUUAUAGGAAUGAAAUAAAUAGCCUUAAUAAACAAA
Plutella xylostella (diamondback moth) is the source of this 5788-nucleotide messenger RNA. It is a transcript of the gene hzg, whose product is annotated as CTD small phosphatase herzog. The record is from RefSeq and is a predicted model, not a curated record. NCBI's taxonomy places the organism in Eukaryota, Metazoa, Arthropoda, Insecta, Lepidoptera, Plutellidae. Gene Ontology annotation, molecular function: RNA polymerase II CTD heptapeptide repeat phosphatase activity.